Molecule: messenger RNA, 3574 nt
Organism: Lotus japonicus
Lineage: Eukaryota; Viridiplantae; Streptophyta; Magnoliopsida; Fabales; Fabaceae
Exons: 5
Coding region: 131-2845 (904 amino acids)
Biological process (GO): negative regulation of DNA recombination; mismatch repair
Molecular function (GO): ATP binding; endonuclease activity; ATP-dependent DNA damage sensor activity
Source: RefSeq, a predicted model, not a curated record
GGGAAACAUAUAGGGAUGGUGACUAAAAAAACCAACUAACCAAAGUUCCUCCACACAACAACCCAAUCCAUAACAAACUGGAGGCAGACUCGACUCACUGAGCAACUCGGUUGCCGCGACUCACUCACGGAUGCAACUCAGCAGCUGCAACCUCCUCUUCAUUCCGGCGAAGAACCCCCCACGGUUUUCAUUCAAACCCUGCUUCUGCUUCAACCAUAACUCGGCCGAGUCAAACUCACUCCAAGCCGAGACCCUCAAGACACUGGAAUGGAGCUCCAUAUGCAAGCACCUCUCUGCAUUCACCUCCACCUCCAUGGGCUCCUCCGCCGCCAACGCCGCCCGUUUGCCCAUCGGACGGACCCCUCAGGAGAGCCAGAAGCUUCUCGACCAGACUUCCGCCGCCAGACUCGUCACUCAUCCGCCUGACUUCACCGGAAUCCAUGACUUGACGGAGAUUCUCACUGUUGCUGUCUCCGGUCAGCUGCUAACCAUCCCGGAGCUUUGCACCGUUCGCCGCACGCUUACUGCCGCCAGAGAAUUGUUCCACAAUUUGAAACACUUGGCUUCUGCUUCUAGUAAUCCACAAAGGUACAUACCCCUUCUUGAAAUACUGCGUAAUUGUAAUUUUCAACUGGACUUGGAGCGUAAAAUAGGAUUUUGCGUAGAUUGCAAGCUUUCAGUAAUUCUUGAUAGAGCAAGUGAAGACCUGGAGAUCAUUAGAUCAGAAAGAAGGAGGAACCUAGAAAAUUUGGAUUCUUUAUUGAAGGAAGCAUCAUCUCAAAUCUUCCGGGCUGGGGGCAUUGACAGACCAUUAAUAACUAAGCGUCGAUCUAGAAUGUGUGUCGGUGUUAGGGCUUCCCAUAGAUACUUGCUUCCAAAUGGGGUUGUUCUGAAUGUUAGCAGUUCUGGAGCAACAUACUUUAUGGAACCCAAAGACGCAAUAGAUCUGAACAACAUGGAAGUUAGGCUUUCGAACUCCGAGAAGGCUGAGGAAAGAGCUAUCUUGAGUAUGCUUGCAUCUGAAAUAGCAAAUUCAGAAUCAGAGAUAAACUAUUUAUUGGAUAGAAUUCUUGAGGUUGAUCUCGCUUUUGCAAGAGCUGCCUAUGCUGGAUGGAUGAAUGGGGUGUGUCCAAUUUUUAGUUUAGGUAAUUUUGAAGGCUGUGAUUCAGUUGAAGAGGAUGAUGAUUUAACAGUAAAUAUUGAUGGUGUACGACAUCCAUUACUUCUGGAGUCCUCCCUAGAAAAAAAUUCAGAUAAUCUUACAAGAUCUGGAAAUGUUGCGAAGUUGGGGAAUGGAAACGGAGCAGUGGCUUCUACAAAUAGACCACAAGGCUUAUCAGACUUCCCUGUGCCAGUUGACUUUAAAAUUAGACAUGGAACUAGAGUGGUGGUGAUCUCAGGACCUAAUACUGGAGGGAAAACUGCUUCCAUGAAAACAUUGGGCCUGGUGUCACUUAUGUCAAAGGCUGGAAUGCACCUGCCUGCCAAGAACAGUCCAAAACUUCCUUGGUUUGACCUUAUCCUUGCAGAUAUUGGAGAUCAUCAGUCCCUUGAACAAAACCUCUCAACUUUUAGUGGGCACAUCUCACGUAUUUGUAAGUUUUUGGAAGUGGCCUCAAAACAAUCACUUGUUCUCAUUGAUGAAAUCGGCAGUGGAACUGAUCCAUCAGAAGGUGUAGCUCUUUCUACCAGUAUCUUACAAUAUUUAAAGGAUCAUGUUAACUUGGCUGUUGUGACCACUCAUUAUGCUGAUCUAAGUAAUUUGAAGGAAAAGGAUACCAGUUUUGACAAUGCAGCAAUGGAGUUUUCACUUGAAACAUUAGAACCAACUUAUAGGAUCCUUUGGGGAUGUACUGGUGAUUCAAAUGCCUUAAGCAUAGCACAAUCUAUUGGCUUCGAUAGAAAUGUAAUUAAUCAUGCCCAAAAAUGGGUAGAGAAGUUAAAACCAGAACAGCAGCAAGAGCGAAGAGGAAUACUGUAUCAGUCAUUGCAGGAGGAAAGAAACCGAUUAAAGGCCCAGGCUGAAAAGGCUGCAUACAUUCAUAAAGAAAUCAUGGACGUAUACCGUGAGAUCCAAGGGGAGGCAGAAGACCUUGAUAGACGAGAGAUGGAACUUAUGGCAAAGGAAACUCAGCAGGUCCAACAAGAGCUAGAGGAUGCAAAAUCUCAGAUGGAAACAACGAUACAGAAAUUUGAAAAGGAACUCAGAGUCUCUGGGCGUGAUAAACUCAAUUCACUUAUUAGAGAAUCUGAAUCUGUGAUUGCCUCCAUUGUAAAAUCCCAUACUCCUCCUGAUAGUUUUCCUGUCAGUGAAGCUGAUCACGGUUCAUAUGCUCCACAAUUUGGCGACCAAGUUCGUGUAAAGGGAUUGGGAGGGAAAUUAGCCACAGUGGUUGAGUUGCCUGGGGAUGAUGAGGCAAUCCUGGUACAGUAUGGUAAAGUGAAAGUCCGUGUGAAAAAAAGUAGCAUCAUAGCUAUUCCAUCCAGUGCAAAGAAUGCUGUAACUAGUUCUUCCACAAAUCAGGGGAGGCAGAGUCUGCAGAAAGCACAACACAGGGGUAAUUUAGAUGUCAACAGCAAUGAUGAUCUUCCAUAUGGUCCAGUGGUGCGAACAUCUAAGAAUACUGUGGAUCUUCGCGGUAUGCGAGUGGAAGAAGCUUCUAUCCACCUUGAGAUGGCAAUUAAUGCAAGUCGACCAUAUUCGGUUCUCUUUGUGAUACAUGGGAUGGGCACUGGCGCUAUUAAGGAACGUGCGCUUGAGAUCUUACAGAGUCAUGCACGUGUUUCUAAUUAUGAGCCUGAAAAUCCAAUGAAUUAUGGUUGUACCAUUGCCUAUGUCAAGUGAACCCUCGUUGCCCUGGUGCCAUAAGCCAUGCCAGGUUAACCCACUUUUGUUAAGGAAAGCCCUGCUCCUUUCUUACCUGAUCAACCAAAUGACUAAUUUGAUUUGUACACAAACAAAUAUAAUCAAAUGAGAGAUUAUAGCAGUUUUAAUUUAUUGAUAUCUACACCAGCGUUCUUUGUUUUUUUGAUAUCAUCUUCUGAAGCAUUCUUUACCGCUUUUCCUCUAACAGAGUGAAUUUUUAAUUUGUUCUAUCUAUAUGAUGGCUCUAGAAAUGGUAGCACCCUGACAAUAAAGUAUGAUGUGCAGUGGAAAGUUCGAAAGUUCGGCUGAUAGAAAGUUCAUGAAGAUACUCCCUUACGGUUAUUGUGAGAAAGAUAAGAAAGAUUUUAGCAAGCAAGGGAUUCAUAAACCUCAGACCCCAGAAGAAAUUGUAUAGAAGUCCAAAAUCCUUUUGGCCGAGUUCUAUGGUAAUUCUGGAAUAUUGGCAGGGAAGGAGGAAAGGGGAGAAAAGAGACUCCUAAAUUCUGUAAUUCCUACAGUUCACCAAACCUCCAAGUGAAAUUUAAUGGCUUUGUCCCACAAAGAAGACAGUCCAUUAUGCUAAAGCAGUGUCUUAGUGUUUAUUAUUGUUUGUCAUUUCUCAUGUAUAUGUUCUAAAUUUUAAAAGCACAGACUGUGAAAUCACUGUCUUGAGAAUAUUGCAAUGUUUAAACAUGGAAUUUUUAGUUA